Molecule: messenger RNA, 2096 nt
Organism: Bradysia coprophila
Lineage: Eukaryota; Metazoa; Arthropoda; Insecta; Diptera; Sciaridae
Product: cholecystokinin receptor type A-like
Biological process (GO): neuropeptide signaling pathway
Cellular component (GO): plasma membrane
Molecular function (GO): neuropeptide receptor activity; gastrin receptor activity
Source: RefSeq, a predicted model, not a curated record
UGUUGAAUUCGUUACAUCUGCUACGAAGUGAGUUAAAUUAACGAAUGAAAUUUGAAUCCGGAAAAGGGUCUGUUGUUAAAUAAAGUGGAAAUUAUAAUUGGUUGAGCACUGAAGGAUUUAUUAAUUAAUUCCGUUAAAAUUUAUUGGAAUUUAUGUAACCAAAUUAAUAACAAAAAUAGAAAAACUGGAAAUAUGAUUUGAAAAGUAAAUUUAAAUUUGAUGUGGAAGUGGAAACGAUUGUAUAAAGUUGACAAUUGAACGUUUUUUUUUAAUUCAAAUUUUCAUAGUGUUGUGUGCUUUUCGGAACUGAAGGAAAUACCAUCACCUAAUACAGACGAAAACAAAAUGAAAUAAAUCGGAGCACAGACAUGAUUCACCCAGCAAACUAUUUCGAUUUCAAUCCCAACACCACCUGUCCAAUAUCAUCAUCAAUUGAAAGAUAAAAACUAAACAAAAAGCCGAACGAAAAGUUAUCUGAGCAGAAACAGUUAUCUUCAUGCAAUAAAAAUGCCAACAAACUACACCUAUGUAGGUGUCAACAAUACCAUCCAACGACUGGUUGUGGUUAGUCCAUCCUGGUUAUCGACAGGCCGGAUACAGAUUCCGUUAUACACAACCAUAUUAUUGCUGGCUGUGACUGGAAAUGCAUUGGUUAUAUUGACCCUUGUCCAGAACAGACGAAUGCGAACGAUUACCAAUGUUUUCUUGUUAAAUUUGGCUGUAUCGGAUAUAUUACUGGGUGUUUUGUGUAUGCCGUUCACACUGAUCGGAACAUUGCUGAGGGAUUUUGUUUUCGGUGAAAUUAUGUGCAAAUUUUUGCCGUAUCUACAAGCGUCAUCGGUUGCCGUAUCCGCAUGGACACUAGUGGCCAUAUCAUGUGAACGAUAUUAUGCAAUUUGUCAUCCAUUGUCAUCAAGACGCUGGCAAACAUUGAAGCAUGCCUAUAAAUUGAUUGGAUUGAUUUGGUUCGGCAGCUUUUUGUUCAUGUCGCCGAUCGCUGCAUUGAGUCGACUAAUACCAACAAGUCAAGGUCACCAUAAAUGCCGUGAAUACUGGCCAGAAGGUUCGGAAGAAUACGAAAAAACAUUCAAUUUGUAUUUAGAUGUGAUACUAUUGGUUAUACCUUUAAUCAUGUUGGGCGCAACAUAUUCCCUUAUAACGAAAACAUUAUGGCAAGGCAUGCGAGAUGAGAAUUCGUCCAAGCAUGACACCACUUACGACACAACGCAAUCUUCUAACAAUCUUGUCGAAGUGUAUCUGAACGCUCACGGUACAGCUAGCACCCGAUGUCCAUCGUCGUCAUGCCACCAUCAGACCCGUGACAAUGUUUUGGUUUGGCAUCAACUGAAAAGUAAUUACUCGCAAGACUCACAGACGACGACAAUUGGUUCAGCAAAGAAAUACAGCCCCGGCUUAAGACGAACGAAUGCUGAAAAGAGUCUGCAGAACAAGAAGCGUGUGAUUCAAAUGCUAUUCGUUGUGGUGCUGGAAUUUUUCAUUUGUUGGACACCCUUGUACGUGAUAAACACAAUUGCGUUAUUCAAUCCUCACUUAGUAUACAAUAGGCUGGGAUACACAUCGAUUAGCAUCUGCCAAUUAUUGGCAUAUUCAUCAAGUUGCUGCAAUCCAAUUACGUAUUGCUUCAUGAAUCGUGGCUUCCGCAAGGCAUUUUUAAAUUUAUUCCGCUGUUUUAAAAAAUACAACGAACCGCGACGCAUGAGUAUUGGCUAUGGUGGCACACAAAUUAGCGAAGCCGAUGUGAAUCGAUUACAACAGCCGCAUAAUAGACAUUUUAACCAACCAUCUGAAUCGGUGAAUCCGGCCAAUAACGAACUGCAGCUGUACAACAUAAUGAACAAUUUAAAUAAUCCAACAAAUGUUACCCAAUUCACACAGCAAACCUUUACCGAUAACAACAAUAAAUAGAGGGAUGAAAGUUUAAUUCUUAAAAUUAAAAGCGAACCGUCCAUAAAAGACGUCCACACGAGAGGCGAAAAUAUGGGUUGAAAAUUCACAAACUCUGUGCUGACGUCCUUUAUGGAUAUGGCCCAAAGACGUAUGACUUCGUGUGUAAAAAUAAAAAGUUUGAUAGAAAA